Molecule: messenger RNA, 1170 nt
Organism: Ceutorhynchus assimilis (cabbage seed weevil)
Lineage: Eukaryota; Metazoa; Arthropoda; Insecta; Coleoptera; Curculionidae
Source: the annotation of a GenBank genome assembly
GUGCAACAUGAAUUUCCCGUAAUUGAUACUUGGUAUUUGAAAUACUAUUUAUCAGUAUUUGUGACAGGCUCUGCUAUAACAGGCAGCUAAACUUUUUGUCCAAAUAUUAUGAAGAUGGCCCAACAAAAAAUACAGGUUUUUGUAAGAUGAGAAUGUAAUGUUUGUUUCCCGAGGGUUUGUACCUACAAAUAAAAAGCAGGUGUAUUUACAACCUGACAACCUCUAUGUACCUAUAUGGUUUUGAUAGAAAGCCAAACUUUUGGCAACUAUGUUUUGCGACCACAAUUAGCAGCCACACCGAUACAAACGAGCAGCACACAAACAAUAUUAUUUAUCAUUCAUUAGCCGGUGAAACGUAAAACGUGUAUUAAUAACAAUCUUGAUUUGAAAGUUCUGAGAAAAUGGAGAGAUCACAAGAGGCGUCUCAAGACUCUGUGCAAAACUCACCGCGUCUAAUUGUACAUGGCGAAGAGGAAAAAUCCUGGUUUCGAAAAGUUAAGGACAAAUUUUUGCCUGGGGUCAAAAUUUCCUUGAUAAUAGCACUUUUGUGUUAUUUUGCAUUAUUUGUGAUUGGAAUAUGGGGUAUUCACAGAUGCCCAGCAGAGGAUAUGAUUCCAUUUUUUGUGAUAGUUACAGGGGCAAUUGGGUUGGUCAAUAAAACUCUCAGCAUUCUAAAGGAGACAGUGCUAAAGACAACAGAUAAAAUACAUUUAUGGGAAUCGUCUACCUAUACAGUGGAACUGGUAUUUUUAAUCUUAGGUUCCUACUGGGUUUUCAAAGAAUACAAGCCAAACUUCAUCAACCCGAAUGAUAAGAACUAUUGCAACAAAACCGUUUAUAUGUCUGCAUUUAUAUACUUAGCAGUUUUGUACGCUUUAUUAGGAAUAAUCGUCAUCUCCUUCUUCUGUUUCUUGGGUUGCAUAUUUUUCGUUAAAAAAACAGAGGAUGCUAAUAAUGAAGAUCCCGAAUCGCCGACUAGACCUAUGCAACCGCAAAAUGGCUCACCAUAGAGAAAAGCCUUUAUAUAUAGCUAAGACAAACUACUUAUUUUUAAAACAUUAUAUUGGGUCUACUUAUACAUGUAUGAGACUGCAUUGUUUUUUUAUUUUAUAUUAUAUUUUGUAUAUAUGUAUUUUACUUUAUUAAAAGUUGCAAGUUAUGUUUUAUCGU